Molecule: messenger RNA, 3368 nt
Organism: Linum trigynum
Lineage: Eukaryota; Viridiplantae; Streptophyta; Magnoliopsida; Malpighiales; Linaceae
Source: the annotation of a GenBank genome assembly
CAUCCAUUUCGUAAAAGUUUUCCCCUCAAAGCUACAACAAUAUGAAGGUGAACAUCCUAAAGACCACCAUUGUGAGGCCUAGUGACAAAGACGAGGCAAACCCUGAUCAUCAUGGUCGUCGUCGAUUGUGGCUGUCCAAUCUGGACCUCGUACACGGUAAGGUCCACGAGUCGACGGUUUACCUCUACAAGCCGUCGGAGAGAAAUUACUUCGACAUCGAGCUGCUAAAAGAGGCCCUGAGUCGGGCACUCGUCCCCUUCCAUCCGCUGGCAGGUCGUUUGGCCAGGGACGAGAAGGGGAGAAUCGAGGUGGACUGCAACGGAGAAGGCGUGUCGUUUUUCGAAGCCGAGUCAGAUGCUUCGUUGGACGAGCUUGGCGAGUUCAUGCUUGGAGAUGAGCUACUCAAGCUGGUCCCUAGGGUUGAUUACUCAAAUCAUGAGAUCUCUUCUUGCCCUUUGGUGCUUCUUCAGGUGACGAGGUUCAAGUGUGACGGAUUGAGCCUUGGGACAGCAAUCCACCACAGCGUGGCCGAUGGUGAAUCGGCUCUGAGCUUCAUCAAAACAUGGUCCAACCUGGCUCGAGGCCUUCCUGCAGCCGUCAAACCGUUCAUGGACAACACCAUUCUUCGAGCCAGGAACCCACCCUCCCCAAAGUUCCAUCAUUUCGAGUACGACCCGGCCCCAACCCUAAUCAACAACCCUAACCAACCCGGAAACCGCACCACCAUGGCCAUCUUCCGGUUCGAACCGGACCAACUCAACGCCCUGAAAAAGCUGGCAAACCCAACCGGCACAGCUAGUAAAAUACGGUACAGCACGUACCAGAUCCUGACGGCCCACAUCUGGCGCUCCGCGAGCAAGGCCCGCGGUGGCCUUGCUCCCGACCAGCCGACCAGGCUCCACAUGGCGGUGGACGGCCGGUCGAGGCUGACGAUCCCGCCGGUCCCUUCUUCCUACUUCGGCAAUGUGAUCUUCCACGCCGCUCCCGUCGCCACGGUCGGCGAGCUAACUACGGAGCCACUGGUUCGAACCCUGGAGAGGAUUCGAGAUGCCAUCGACAAGAUGGACGACAGCUACCUGAGGUCGGCGAUCGAUUACCUGGAGGACCCCGACGGUGACGACCCGGCUAGCGUGAUGCAGGUUGGGGGCACGUGCCGGUCGCCGAACCUGAAGAUCGUCAGCUGGAUCCGGCUGCCGUUGGAGUGUUGCCGUCCGGCGGGUUUGUUUGAAGGGUAUGGAAACCUUCUUCCUGGGAGUGGUGAUGAUGGGAGUCUUAUUCUUGCGAUUUGCCUCGAGGUGGAAGCUAUGGUGGCGUUUAAGAUAAUUUCUUGCCCGAUUCGGGAGUUGGGCAGGGCCAAGGAUCUCUACGUCAGAAGCCGGACGAGAUGCGAAGUGGUUGAUCAUUUGACGAAGUGGUUAACUAGUGACUUGGUGGUUAACUAGUGACUUGGUGAUUAAGUCUGUGAAAGGGAUGGGUUAAAGUCCAUAUAAUUUCUGGUAAUGGGAGACCCAAUUCCCCUCUAAUACAACGUUAGAGGCUGAAUUCAAUGUGGAAAACUUAUUAUCAGAAAUUGAAGCACACAAUUUGUCAUCCCGAGGUAUGUGCUUGUUAUUCUGCAUGAGAGAAGAGGAUGAAGUUCAAAACUUCUUAAUUGAAUCUUUGAAAAAGUGUAUGAUGCGGGUACACGAAUAAGAGAUUCGACCUACGUAAGCAUGAAGUGUAGCCGCUUCAAGAAACCCGGACUUUGGUUUCGUGUGCGCUUAUGAGAAGGAUUGGACACAUGGCGGAUAAUAGUGUCAAGGUGCUUAGAAGUUUUGAAAACUUAAGUGUAUGUUAUCUUCGAAUAUUCAUAUGAGUCAAUGGGUUCAAUCGUUACCGACACCCUUUGUAUUCGAAUAUUUGUCAAGUGUAAUAUACUAAGGUGAAAAUUCAAUCGUCACGACAUUUUCAUUUAUGCUUAAGUUUUGAUGAAAGAAUGUUGUAAUUUUAGUGAAUUCGUUGAAGGGGAGGAAUGUUGGAAUUUGACGGAUGUCAUGGUAACCAUGGUGAUGACGUGAGGUCAUGAAGCGUGUGCAAGAAGCUAUGCAUCGCAUGGUUUGGAUGAAUGCAACGUUUCACAUCUCAUCACAACCGUCACAACUCACAAAUUCAAGACUAACCAAUCAACUUCCAUUUUCAUUCAAUAUUCCCACGUGAUGGUUUUGCUUAAUUGGAUAAGUUUGGAGUGGAAGAACACAUCCCUCCAGUUCAAUUGCAUGAACUAAUGCAUGCUUCCAAAUUAAACCAAUGAAACGUGUGGGUUUCUGUAACUGCCAAAGGUGAAAGAAUGCAACCUUUCAAAGGUUGUCUUUCAUGCCCUAUAAAUUCAGGGUCUCGGCAGUUGGUAGCAGAACACACCAAAAAUUCAUUCUUCUUCCUACUAAACUUCUAAGUGUGCUUUAGGUAAUUAAGCCUGAAACCUAAAGUGGUGAUAGUUUUAUCCUACGAAAAAAUUUCCUGUAACCCUAGGCUUGUUGAGGGUGGAAAUAUUCUUUACGGAAAGUGAACGUUGUUCACGACUCUAUCAUAAUCCUAGUCACCCGGUCUCGGGCUAUCGUACGUAUACCCUCGUCCCUAAAAGUCCCAACACCACAUCCAGUCAUCCAGUACACCUCCUUUCCCCGCAGCUUCAGCGCUGCCCCCUCCAUCUCAAACAACGAAGGCGGCGAGGACGUACGUCGAGCAGCUGCGGCAGCAGAGCUUCGUUUUUGUUUUAUUUAUUUUUUAAUUAAUUGUGAUAAUGAGUUGGAAUUUUAAUCGAAUUAUUUUAUUAUUUUUUAAUUGUCACGUCACCUAUUUAACAGUCAAAUCUCAGAGUUGACUGUCACGUCAGUUAAAAUUAACGGAGCCUAAAGGAGAGUGACCCAACUUGAACGGUUGAACUAAUUUUAGUGACCAUAAAUAAAAUAAAUUAAUCUUAGUGGCAAACGUGAUAUUUUUUAGUAAUUCCAGUAACCAAAGUUGCAAUUUAGCAUUUUUUAAAUUUAUUGACGGAAUGGCUACUUCUCUGUGUUUUCCAAAAUAUAGCUUUGUGUGAAAGAAAAUACAAGAUCAUAUAUGAAAUUACAGCUCCCUGACACAAAAGUUGAAUACCAAACUCGAAAAGAAAAAAAAUCUCCACAUUGAGUAAGAUCGAUAUGUAAAAUUAUAUAUCCAUGAUUGUAUAUCUCUAUAGUGUUGCCACGAACAACAAAUAUGUUGGUGGCAGCCUCAACUCCAUACUUGCAAAUAUUGAUUUUCACGGAUAACCACACCCAACCCACAAUGAAUAAUUGUUACCCACUAACUACGUCUCUUUUCACGUAUCUUUAUAAAUUAAAAACAUAUAA